Messenger RNA from Phaedon cochleariae (mustard beetle), 1132 nucleotides. NCBI's taxonomy places the organism in Eukaryota, Metazoa, Arthropoda, Insecta, Coleoptera, Chrysomelidae. The record is from the annotation of a GenBank genome assembly.
AACCAGAGACAGGGCGAGAUUCUGUACAAAUAGAAUAUAUAAUAUAAAUAAUGAGAAUUACAAAUUUCCUCUUCUCCAGAGUGGGAAAAUGGUCUAAACAAUAUUCAAAUUUGCCUGAGAGAUACAUCAAAAGGGCAAUGGAACAGGUCUACUGGAGGAACCCCAAAGGCAUACAAUAUAAACCAAAUGCAAUUGUUCAGAGAAAAAAAUACAACUUCACAGUGAACAGGCCUUGGACAGGACAAUUCAGGCAGGAAAACGCACCUGGUAGCUUAGCAGCAAAAGUAUUUGUAGAACCUAUUAAAGAAUGGAGCCAUUUUCGAGGGGACAGAGUGCAAAUAUUAACAGGUAAAGACAAAGGGAAACAAGGGGUGAUAAAGGAAAUCAUUCAGGAGCGUAACUGGGUCAUUGUGGAAGGUCUGAACUGCGAACUGAAAAAAAUGGGCCAAAGAGAUGAUUUCGAGGGGGUCUGGGUACGCGCUGAAAAGCCUCUUCUAGUAACAUCCGAAAUAUCCCUAGUGGACCCAUCUGAUCUCACCCCCACUCCCAUAGAAUGGAGGUUUACAGAAGAGGGGGAGAAGGUUAGAGUCUCAACUCGAACUGGGAGAAUCAUACCAAUUCCACCAUCAGUAGAAGAAACGAUAGACUAUAAAACGAAAGGUACAUACAAGGAGCAGCCCAAAGAUACUGCUGCCGAUGAUCUUAGUGAAAUUACAUUCGAGCCUGCUCUACGCACCUUUGAGAUGGAUAUUAUGGAGAAAAUGGGGAUCAAAGAAGAUAGGGUGCCUCCUAAGUCGUAUUGGUAUUGAGUAUGUGCCAUUGUACAUUACUCUUGUCUUUGUUGAAAAUGAUAGAAUAUAUUCAAAUUCUUUUUACUCUCCACUAUUACCGAUUGAUUUUCACAAAAUGGUAGGUACCUGAUAAGAAUUUGACAAAAGUUGAUAUAAACAUAAUAUGUUUCCUCUAGAAUUUGAGAUUGAGUAUAUUAUUUUUAUUAUUAUCAUGAAUAUUUGCAAUUCGAUAUAUUUCAGUAAGCUGAUGAAGCAUUUGAUUUUAUUCAACAAAUGUAUUCACUACUUCGAUUUCAACAACUACAUGAGGUAUGAAAUGGAAAUACACCAAGCCACUGAAU